Messenger RNA from Racocetra fulgida, 485 nucleotides. The record is from the annotation of a GenBank genome assembly. NCBI's taxonomy places the organism in Eukaryota, Fungi, Glomeromycota, Glomeromycetes, Diversisporales, Gigasporaceae.
CUUUUUAUAUUGUUUUUACUGAUCCUUUUUUAGAAAUUAAAAAGUACAUUGAGCAGGCUUUGGAAUGUGGCACUGUUCUAUCUCUUUCAGGAUUUGUCAGACAAAAUACUGAUUUAGUAGUUCGUUUUCCUCCGAAAGGGACUGAUUUUAAUAGUUUAGAUGGUACAUGGAAAAAGCGAUUUAUGACAACUGCAGAAAUAUUUAAUACGAAGGAAAAUAAGGUGGUUGAUGGAAAAUCUGCAGAUUUAUUAGCAUGGAUAGAGAAAACAGGUGAGGAAAUUUUUGUUGGUGAACAAGCCGGACCACCUACCAAAAAGGAUUUAACAAAAUUGGCAACAAAUUCUUUCAAGCAGUAUCGAGAAAUGCAGGACUGUUUAAAUUUUCGAAUCUUACAAGCUAUGGGGAAGGGUGACAUAAAUUAUAAUAAUCGAAUUGUUUUUGGAGUAUUAGGUUAUCUUUUUGAAAUUAAAAUACUAAUGAUGUGA